Panicum virgatum (switchgrass) is the source of this 888-nucleotide messenger RNA. RefSeq names its product translation initiation factor IF-2-like. The transcript has a single exon. NCBI's taxonomy places the organism in Eukaryota, Viridiplantae, Streptophyta, Magnoliopsida, Poales, Poaceae. Bases 1 to 888 code for a protein of 295 amino acids. The record is from RefSeq and is a predicted model, not a curated record.
AUGGGCGUCUCGACGCUGUCGAGGAUGACGACGAACAGGGGUCUGCGAGCUCUGCGCUGGAGAUGGACACGCCAGUAUGCUUGGCCUCGACGAGCGCCAUCGGGUUUGCUGGCCGGUGACACAUCGAUCUGCCUGCCUCGGCGGCCUCGCCGCGGUCCCGCCCCGGCCGUGGGGCAGCCGCGCCGCGGCCCCGCCCCGGCACGCGGCGGCCCCGACGCGGCCACCACGGCGCGCGGCGGCCCCGACGCGGCCUCCACGGCGCGCGGCGGCCCCGACGCGGCCUCCACGGCGCACGGCGGACGGUGUCCGAGCGUGAGCGAGGAAGGGGGCGAGCAAGAGAGUGCGCGAGGGGGCGAGCGACGGAUGGUGCUGGCGGCGGCGGCGGCUCGUGAGGAUGGGCAGGCCGGGAAGAUCGGGCACAGCGGGAGGACGAGAGGAAAACUCGCGGCCACGGGCGCUAGACGCCGCCGGGCAGGUCAUCGCGACGAGGAUGCCCGAGGCAGCCGUGGCAAGGGCGGCGCGGCCGCGCGGCCAGGGGGCACACGGCGAGGGCGGCCGCGCCAAGGAAGACAGGGGCGGUGCCGCCGCGUGGCCGCGGCGAGGCUGCCCGGGCGUCAUCCACACCACAGCACGCCGGCGCGAGCGCCGCCUCGGCCGGGCUGCCGCCGCCGGCGGCAAGCUCGGUGCUGUCCUGCCGCCACGCGCAGCGCCGCCACGGGCCGUGGCCGUGUCGCACCCCCGUACGCGUCCCCACGGGUCGUGGUCCAGCAGCACGCCGAGCGCAGCACCGCCGAGGUCCUCCGCUGCGCGCGAGUCAGGGAGACAGAGGAAAAGAACCGUAAGAAAGAAGAUGACAAGUGGGGCCCGCUCGUCAUUGAGAGGAGAUAG